AUGGAUAAACCUUGGAUGAAUGCUAACUUAAAACAACUUAUAAAGAGACGACAAAAAGCCUUCUCCCCGGGUGACGUGUUUCUCUAUAAAUUGUUGCAAAACAAAGUUAACCGUGAGAGGAAAAGGUGUCGAAUGAUAUACUACAAGAACAAGGUACAAGAUCUACAGCAUACCAAACCCCGUGAUUGGUGUGAUUGGUGGCGAGAAGUAAAGCAGUUUUGUGGCACGUCUAAAGCAGCGAGAAGAGAUAUUCGGUCGAUAUUAAGAACAAAUACAGAGAGUAGUGAUCAAGAUCUGGCUAAUGAAAUUAUGAAAGCCUUUGCUAGU
Paramuricea clavata is the source of this 327-nucleotide messenger RNA. Lineage: Eukaryota; Metazoa; Cnidaria; Anthozoa; Malacalcyonacea; Plexauridae. The record is from the annotation of a GenBank genome assembly.